AUGAGGCACGAGGAGGAUCGAAAUCUGGUACUGAGAGUCGAAAGGAUUUCUUCCACUAUCUCUUCCACGCCGUUGACCCUGAUACUAGAAAGGGAUACAGCAACGAUGAACUAUUCGGUGAGAGUGAGUCUCUUAUUAUCGCUGGUUCCGACACGUCUGCCAUAA
Molecule: messenger RNA, 165 nt
Organism: Fusarium odoratissimum NRRL 54006
Lineage: Eukaryota; Fungi; Ascomycota; Sordariomycetes; Hypocreales; Nectriaceae
Exons: 1
Coding region: 1-165 (54 amino acids)
Source: RefSeq, a predicted model, not a curated record